AUGGCUAUGCAUACCCUGAUACAUGACCUUUUGGCAAGUGGAAUGGUGCUUUAUAUUUCCCUAUUUGCAGGAGGCGACCUCAUCUGGGGAGGAGGGUGCCUUUGAAAAACAGUGAAAGGAUCGUCCUGGCUUCGCACAGACUUUAAUUUGGAAAUAUCCUAGGAAUAAUUAUAUUUCUAAGAUAUUGAGUUGCCUUUCAAUAUAAACUCCCACCCCACCCCCCACUCCAAAUAUUUGGAUGGCAAAUAUCUGAAGAGAAAGGUGUAUAUAGUUUGGGGUCUCUCUUUUAAGUUGGCAAACAAGUUAAACUUGGCCAGUUUUUAUUAUUAUUAAUGGAAUCAAAUCCCUCCCUGUCAUAUGAAUGGUUUUAAGAAGUAGGGCAUGGGGGGUGUUUGUUUUACCAAUGUCCUCUGUCUUGAUCUCUUGGGAAGCAGCCAGCUUAAGCCACUAGCGCUGCACAAAGCUGUUGACGGAAUGACAAAAAUAUGGAAUGACAAGAGGAAUUUUAAUAUGAAGACUCUCUAAGAAAUCUGGCUUUAAGGUUGCGGUGGUUUUACUGGUGUGAGCCUGACAAAACUGUCAAUGUUAAUGCAGGACCACAGAAGAAACAGGAAAAUAGUAAAACCACAGGAAGACUGCAUCUGGCACAGCAAUCAUAACACAAAAGGACUUUGAUAUUUUUAAACAGCCCUAGCAAUGAAGAACAUUUGAAAAACAGUGAUGCAUCAGCCAUUCUUAAAAACAAGGAGGUGUUUGAGAUGUGAUAUUAAUAAUCAUUGUACCUCUUUUUUGGUACAUUUCAUAUUUGUGUCAGGGAAUAAACAAACCACACCUGGAACCAAAAAUAAAUAAAUAAAUUGCAAACUUUUGAAAUGUGACAAAAUUUCUAAUUUUGCGAAAUUCUGAAUUUCACAGUGGCCAACCAGAUACCUGUUGGAAACUGUUUGAAAUUUGAGUAAGCAGAAAUUAAGUGCUAUUUCAAUAUGUUUUAAUCAUUUUUGUUCUUAUCUUAAAUGGCAAGUCUAUUUUCUCAAGUUUUAUGGCCACAACUAAUAUAUAGUUAUUGUAUUGCAGUAGAAAUUUGAACAUGAUAUUUUACCUCAAAAACGACAGUGCAUGUUGUUGGUAAGUCGCUAGACACUAUUGAAUGCUAGCUUUCAGUAUCAUUAGCUACUGAACAAUACUGUGUUCAGUCUCUCAAAUAUUGUCAAUACAGAAAGUAUUAUGAUGCAACAGUGAUCAAAUUGUAGUAAAUGCUGAAUAUUAUUUCAUAUCUUUGAUACUUGGCAUGCUAUGAUGUCCAGUACUUAUUACUGUGUGAUGGAUGACACCAUAAUAUUUACCCUGCUUAUGCAAACUAUCAAAAACCAAAGCAAAAUACCUAUGAAUAUCAGAUAUCAAAUAAAAUCAGAGUUCAUUAAAUGUUAUUUAAAAGGUGUAAAAUAUUUACCCUUUAAUUGUAUAUGAAAUUAUGCACCAUUUCUCUAUAACAAAAAGUACAUUGUUUGCUAUUGUACAGUACCAUUUCUAAUGUCAAAAUCAAAUAUUAAUCAAAUAUUAAUAUAAAACAGUGAAGUUAGGAAAUAUUCAAACUAGAGACUCAGCUAUACAACUGCAAAUAAAACGUUUUGAAAGUGUUGUAAAGUUCAAUAUACAACUGUGAUACUAGAUGGUGACUUGGAGCUAUAGCAAAUUCAAUGCAUUUUUCAAAGUGAUUUGGAAAAAAAAAACAUUUUCACAACAAGAGAAAGUUUUAAACGUGUGUAGAUUCCACCUGUUGUUGUUGUUUAGUCGUUUAGUCGUGUCCGACUCUUCGUGACCCCAUGGACCAGAGCACGCCAGGCACUUCUGUCUUCCACUGCCUCCCGCAGUUUGGUCACAAUUCCUUAUGCUCUUCUGCUAGGAAGCCAAGAACUCUGUCCAAACCCAAUCCGGGCGCCGCUGGGCAGGCCCCGCCUUCCCGUCCCUGGGAGAUGCACGAAGCUGACAUGAAUCAAGGCACUCUACCCGUGGCUGGCCUGGCCAGCCCAAAUAAUGUGUACAGUUACAAGACAAAUUUUUGUGUGUUUUUGCCACCACGUGCGCGCAGGCAAGUAAGUGCGUUGAGCGCUUAGACAUUUUUUUGAUGAACGCGCUCUAAGGCCCGCGAAGGAAGCGGCUGGGACAACUGUAGUCAGAUGAGGCAUAAUGUGUCGCCGCCACCGCGACAACCACCCCCACACUCAUCAAAAUCUGGCCCUCUCAACACCAAAUCAAAUAGAUGGGCUGCUCUGACUGGCACUCCCAAAUCCUGAGGCAAGAGAGGAUGGAGAUGGAUGCACAUCCCCUGCCCACUGCUCUGGCCACUCCUCUCUACUAAAAGUGCUCAUGGAACUGGCAUAGCGGAGAAUCCUGAGAGCCAUCUGCCCAACUCCCAAUGUGGAGCAAGACAUGCAGCUGUCCCCCUAUGGGACUGAAUCCUGUGAAUUCAUAAAGUCAUGGAUUAACGACAAACAAUGAAUAGGUGGAAUUUCCACACGUUUAAAAUUUCUGUUAGAAAAUGUUUUUUUUUCAAAGUGAUUUGGAAAAACAUUUUCACAACAAGAGAAAGUUUUAAACGUGUGUAGAUUCCACCUGUUGUUGUUGUUUAGUCGUUUAGUCGUGUCCGACUCUUCGUGACCCCAUGGACCAGAGCACGCCAGGCACUUCUGUCUUCCACUGCCUCCCGCAGUUUGGUCAGACUCAUGUUUGUAGCUUCAAGAACUCUGUCCAACCAUCUCGUCCUCUGUCGUCCCGUGUAGAUUCCACCUAGGUUGAUGAAUACAGUAUAUCAAACUUCAAAUAAUUGGGAGUUAUUCAAUAGCCCAACACAAGAUGGCGGCAAAGGACAAAUUUGUGUGUUUUUUGUUACUCAUUGCAAGUAGGCAGGUUUUAUUUUGAUUUAAUGUUUAAAUUUGUUGGGAGCCGCCCGAAGUGGCUGGGACAAUCCAGUCAGAUGAGCAUAAUGUCGUCGUCAUCAUGAUAAUCAUCAUCAACAACAAAUUCAUUCCCACCUGGGACCAAAAUAGAUGGCUGCUCCUGUGAUCCUGAGGCAAGAGAGAGAUGGAGAUGGAUGCACAUUCUGCCCACUGUUUCACACUUUCCUCUAUCAUGGGCAAGUUUCAUGGAAUCAUAGUUAGAAGGAGACCCUGAGAGCCAUCUGUCUAACUCCCUGCAAUGCAGGAGUAAGACAUGCAGCUGUCCCCUAUGGGGACUGAACCUGUGAACCUGGCGUUAUCAGCUCCACACUUUAACCGAGCUACCCAGUGGUUUCUGCAAUAGCUUGAAGACCUUUUCGUCAAUUCCACCUGCCAAUAAGACAACUUUGCCCCUCAGAUUUGGCCUUUGCAGCAGUCAUUCAGGUAUUCAUCUCUUCCUAGACUACUUGGGACCUGCAGAAAAUAGUCCCUCAACCCAUACCAUUUGGUUCCGAUUAAAAUUUUAGUAGCCCGCCACCCCCCGGCAGGUCCUGCAUUUCAUCUGGUUCUCUAGAAAGCUCACAUUGCUCCCCCCUCCCUUCCCUCCGCAGCAUUGCUCAGCAUGCAAACUAGGCUCAGUUCUCACUGAGCUGUUUUGGGGUCCCCUCUUGGAGUCCCCGCUCCUCUAAAGACUACUUUGUCCUUCUGCAAACCUUGGUGUCUUCAAGGCUGCUGAAACCUCUCUCUUACAUGUGUCUGUUGCUCUUCUUAGCUGCAUAAGGAAGGGCACGUGGAGAAAUUGGAAUUACAAUAUAGAGGAGAACUGGCAUUCUGAGUGGGGAAGACUGAGCAUUUGUUGCUUUUCCUUGAACUGCUUACUCUCCUGCUGAAAGGUAAUAGUUGCACCAGCAUACCUGGCGUGGUGGUGAUUGAAAUCCCUUGAGAGCAGUAUUAAGGGCAUAGUCUCUGUCUCCUGUAUUUUUUUGUCCCUUGUGAACUGUUUUGCAUGUCACCGUUAAGCCACUUCAGGUGGUGGAGGCUGGUGCUGAUUUUAUGCGCCCAUCAACUCUGUUAGGCUACUUUGUUCUGAAUUGAAGCCAUCUUAACUGACACAACUCGAAAGACUGUUCAUAUUUCUGUUGCUUUUUUCUAUGUAAUGUUUUAUGUAUUCUGAGUCAGACCAUUUGUACAUCCAGCUCUGUAAUGGCUGUGCCAGAGAUUGGGAACGUUUGGCCUGUCAAAUAUUGGGCCAAAACUCACCUAGCACCUGACCACUGGCCAUACUGGCCUGGAAUGGUGACAUUGGAAGUCCAGUUGUAUCAGAAAGACCAUUGCUCCAAAACUAAAGGGUUUCAGACUGCAGCCACUCUUUCCCUACCUGGAGAAGUUGGGAACUGAAGCCGAGACCUAUAUGCAAAGGAUGAGCUCUACCGCUGAACGAGAGAGCCUAAAUCCACUUGUAAUUUCUUAAAUAUCACACUUCUACCUACAUCAAUUAAUUUAAGUGGAUUUCAUGAGCAACUAAUUGUGCAUUUUAAAUCUAUAUUCAUAGGAAAACCUGGCUGCAAGGGCAAAGUUAGCCUCCCUGAAGCAUUUUGUGAGCAGGCUCUGGGCAAAACAGCGUGCAAAUUAUUAUGGUGGCCAUGUAUCAGGUAAGUAAUUUUAUAUGUAAUCUGCUCUUUAAAAAGGAAAAUAUGUUCCAUGGGUUUUGUGCUCAAGAUCUACUAGAUGCAAAACCAAGGAUAGUUAAAAUGAAGUACCGGUACUUCUACAUGGAGCACAUAGUCAAAAUAUGGAACUCAACUCUCCCAGGAGGCAGUGAUGGCCACCAACUUAAUAAAUAAUAGAAUUGGAAGGGACCACAAGGAUCGUCUAGCCCAACCCUCUGCUAUGCAGGAAUCUUUCACUCAACAUGGGGCUUGAACCCACAGCCCUGAGAUUAAGGACUUCACAGCUUUAAAAGAUUAGACAAAUUCAUAGCUAUUGGUGGUUACUAGCCACAAUGACUCUGCUCUACCUCCAACAGCUCGAGGCAGUAAAUCUUCCCAAUACCAACUGCUGAAAGCCAAGGGAAGGGAGAAUGUUCUUGAGCUCAGGCCGUGUUUGUGGGUUUCCUACAGGAAUCUGGUGGCCACUGUGACAACAGGAUGCUGGACUAGAUGGGCUAUUGGCCUGAUCCAGCAGGCUCUUCUGAUAAGGAACCUUUAUUUGUGCAAGCAAAGCAAUUGGCAAUACAUUAUUAGUUCUCCAUUAUGUUAAUUUGGUCAUUCAACUGUGGUUCACAUUUUCUCAUUAGCAACCCAUAAAAGCAUUAGCAGACUCAAUACUGCAACUGAGAUGAAUGUUGGUUUACUGGUGUACAAUGUGUUAACAGAUAGCUUCCUCAAGAUUCAUAUGAAGAUCUAAAGAUCUAAGGCAGCCUGAUGUAAUAUAUCACAAGUCCUGGGAGAGGGCAGUGUCUGCCCCUCUGGGAUCUUCCCUAGAUUCCUUAUGGCACUAGAUUCCUUAUGGCAGUUCCUUAUGGCACUGGGCUUCAGCUGAAAGAAGGGGACAGUGCAUGAUGACGGGGGUUUCUUAUUUCCACUUUCAGAGGAAAAGACGAAGGCAAGUGAAAGUUGAUGAGCUGAUGCUGAAGGUGCCAGUACAUGGGUACGCAAACUAAGGCCCAAGGGCCGGAUACGGCCCAAUCGCCUUCUCAAUCUGGCCCGUGACAGCCCUGGAAUCAGUGUUUUUACAUGAGUCGAAUGUGUGCUUUAUUUAAAAAGCAUCUUUGGGUUAUUUGUGGGGCAUAGGAAUUCGUUCAUUUUUUUCCUUCAAAAUAUAGUCCGGCCCCCCACAAGGUCUGAGGGACAGUGGACCGGCCCCCUGCUGAAAAAGCUGACCCCUGUGCUAGUACAAGGAGUAACUGUAUUUGUUGAGAACGGUCUGUAUCAAGUGCUACCUUUGUAGCAUAGCUGCUACGUCCUGCAUGGAAUGCUGUCCUGGUAACGUUGAGAACGGAACAAGAGUUGUGUGUCAAGACCCCAUAGCCACCCCCCCCAUUGGGAAAUAACACACACAAGGACACGGAUAUUAGGUUUAUGUUAUUGGGCAAAUUUGGCCACAACUUUAUUGAUUACAGAAUGUGAGCGGUAUUGGCUUAGGCAUUGAAUGGACCCGACUAUAUCGGACUCCUGCCCAAUGCGCAGGAAGUCUGGUAAGGGUAAACCACCGGAAGGGGGAACCCAAUGCAUACCAACUCGAGCUCCCCCUGGUGUUCCUGUCGGGGUCGUGUCAUGGCUCUAGCCCCCGACCUGGGCUUUGGACAAGAUCAACACCCCUGGAUUCCUUUAAUGGAAUACCCUUAAGCUUGGAGGGGUAGGUGAUGGCCACACCUCCCCUCCCCCAUCACAAGGUCAAACAAUGCCUAACCGCAACCCUAACAAAGUUGUGACGAUUGCUACGAGGUAGGCGAAAACCACAUGGCCAGUGCCAGUUUGCCAAGUGGAAAAAUUCCUACCAGGCCCCUCAACGGCGACCAACCGAGGUCCAUAGCAAGGCCAGUGCCUAAACCUGCAAAAUAGGGAGGGCGGGUGAUCGAGGAAGCGAGCCAAAGAGGAAGCCUUCCGGCUUGUGCCUCUGAUUUAAACGGUCCCGGCCACGCCCCCCCCCCAGUGGGGAGUGGGUAGCCAUGCGGUCCUAACCCUCCCCACUGGGAAGUGGAGCAGAUUUGUUGAAAGUGUAGACUGGAAGCUCCAUGAAUGCUGUGGUGAUUUCGGUUUUUGCCCAUUACAACCUUUAAAAAUCUCCUCGUACUGUAGCAUGAGAAAGGUGGCACAGGGCCAUGUGGAUUAGAUGAAAGAUGGGGAAGAGAUAAAGGCUCUUAGGUUCUCAGUGGCCCUUACUGAAUUGUGUGACAAAAUAAGUCCAGUGCAUUGGCAGGUGCCCAAGGGGGGGGGGCUCCCCUAGAAACAGCGGUUGCAGCAACAUGUUUAGGAAUUCCAAGUGGUGGACGUUUUGACUACCUGCUUUCCCACCCCGAUUCCUGAAAUUUAAAGGCCUGAGUUCUGUAUACAUUUCACCUACCUGAUGGCCAUUUUACAGUGAACAUUUUACUAAUUCUUAAACCGAGUGAGAAAGGUGGGUUCCUACCAGAUGUUUAGCACUGAACAGGUUCACAUGCUUUUUGAAUCUGAAAAAUGACAUGGUUUUAUGCCGUGUUCCAAAACUCUUUUAUAAGAAUGAACAUACAUAAAAUAUUCAGUGUAGCAAUUAUACAGAACAUAAAUGUGGUAAAUGUUUUACAGGCAAGAAAUAUGACACACAGAUGCUGCAGAAGAGGCAACCAUCACUGAAAGCCACAUGGAAAGCAUGUUCAUUUUAA
Molecule: messenger RNA, 7299 nt
Organism: Podarcis lilfordi (Lilford's wall lizard)
Lineage: Eukaryota; Metazoa; Chordata; Lepidosauria; Squamata; Lacertidae
Source: the annotation of a GenBank genome assembly